AUGCCACCAUCUACCGUUGAAGGGCACACCUUUAUUCCUGAGAAAAUUGAAACCGGGCAGAAAAAGCCACGAAAAAAACGGGGACAAAAGCAAGAAGAGGAUAUGCUUGCAACAAAAAACGCAGGGGGCGCCUGUACGUGGUGUUAUUUCAAGAAGAAAAGGUGCGGCUCAAAUAUUCCCUGCGAUUUGUGUGUCGAGAGCAAAACUACUUGCAUCCGUAAUGCCUCUUCGUUAUGUCUGCCAUCGACGACCUUGCGGAAUUCCCAGCUUCAAAUGAAGGUUGAGAAUUUCGAAGAACCGCGCAUAAUCCUAAAUCAAUUAAGAUCAGACAUAUCACUUCGAAAGCCUUCUGCACAUGAUCUUAUCUAUAUCGAUUGGGCAUCAGGGGACUGUACACGUCAAUUUGAAAACACGUGGUCCGGGUAUUUCGAUCAAUUUGACUUGGAUGAAAUUGAUGCCGAUGUCAAGGCCUCGUUGCUUAAAUUGGCUCGUUUAUGCGUACCGAUUUCACAACUUAACCAAGCUGCAUAUGCACAUCCUCUUUACAAAGAUGCUUGUUUAAUGUUCAGGUUGUUCGCUACAAUCGAGACCUUUACCCGAUCUAAAAUAUCUGUGCAGCCUAUGGCUGUGGAUAUCUCUCGAAUUGCUAUCUUCUUUAAUCUAACUAUCUACGCAAUGGAAAUAUGCGAAGUAUCGAUCCGCUUUGCCGCUCGCCUCAAUGAAGAAGUUCGAGCCAAGCGAUCCGGUGAUGAUGCUGUACGGUGCUCUAUCACCAUCUACAGUCGUGUCGUUGACAAAAUCGGGCGUUUUCAGCAACAGCAACAGCCGGACUCUUCAAUGUCGGGUUUAUUCAGACAGAUAGAAUCGCGAUUGAAAUCCAUACAAGAUGCCAUCCAAGAGAUUCUUCGACUACCAUCCAAUGGGCAGAGCGUCGUAAUUCCUGACGUAAUUGAGAUACUGCCGUUCAAUAUUGCCAUCGGGCUUGAGCCCAAAUGUCAGAGAUGUCAGAGUCGCACCCCCACAGAACUAUUCAGGCAAGAUACACCUCAUUUUCAGUGGGAACAUGGCGUGGAUGAGCUACUUAGCCGAAAUCACAACAAAAUGAUCCCUGCGGGAUCAUGUUCACCCGAGAGAACCAUUGAUCCUCGAGUAUUGCUCUCUCAAACGACACCGUGGGGAUACACUGCCAAUGUACAACCUCCGUCUAGCUCGCCAAGUACAACGAAUGACAAUAGAUUCAACGAUAUCUUUAGCGACCCUCAGGAAGGCUCUGGCUUUACUUAUACCACGUACAAUCAACCCGAUGAUCAGCCAUUGCCUGAUCCGAUAGAACAGAGCAAUAGUGGGGAUAUUAAUGAUGGCACUGAUGCUGCUUACGAUAUAUUUGCUUUCGGCAAUCAUCUAUUGCAUGGAACAACUGACGAUGACUAUGAUAAUGACUGUGAUGAAUAUUAA
Messenger RNA from Talaromyces proteolyticus, 1455 nucleotides. RefSeq lists its product as uncharacterized. Gene Ontology annotation, molecular function: zinc ion binding; DNA-binding transcription factor activity, RNA polymerase II-specific. The transcript has a single exon. NCBI's taxonomy places the organism in Eukaryota, Fungi, Ascomycota, Eurotiomycetes, Eurotiales, Trichocomaceae. Gene Ontology annotation, biological process: regulation of DNA-templated transcription. Bases 1 to 1455 code for a protein of 484 amino acids. The record is from RefSeq and is a predicted model, not a curated record.